Conger conger (European conger) is the source of this 5199-nucleotide messenger RNA. RefSeq names its product anillin, actin binding protein (gene anln). NCBI's taxonomy places the organism in Eukaryota, Metazoa, Chordata, Actinopteri, Anguilliformes, Congridae. Gene Ontology annotation, biological process: mitotic cytokinesis; septin ring organization; actomyosin contractile ring assembly. Gene Ontology annotation, cellular component: actomyosin contractile ring. The record is from RefSeq and is a predicted model, not a curated record. The transcript has 26 exons. The coding region runs from base 92 to 3787 and encodes 1231 amino acids.
GCAGGGAGCGGAAACAACGCCUUUGCUCGCUUGGAGAAGUUGGGACAGUGAGACGAAUACGGAGGUCGCCUCGGUCGAAAUAUUAGUCGGGAUGGAUCCAUUUACCGAGAAGCUUCUGGAACGCACGCGGGCGCGCAGAGAGAAUCUGCAGAAGAAGAUGGCGGACCGGCCCACGCCCGCCGGCCGGCAGACGGCCAAGAGGGCCCGAGAGCCGCUGGCCGAGACCAACGGGCCGGGCGCGGGGUCCAGCGCGGGGUCCAGCGCGGGGUCCAGCGUGGGGCCGGCGGACUGCGCCCCGCCCCCCAGUAAGCCGUCGCCGUCCAAACGCCGCUGCUCGUCUGAGAACGACCGCCCGGUCGCCGGGGCGGAGAACAGGGAGCCGCCGGUUGCCAUGCCGAUCGAGCCCCUGACCGACAAGAAGCCCCCGAUUGGCCCUGGAAGCCUUCGCUCUGCCUCCUCGCUGGAGCGACAGGUCGUUCGCCCCGCCCCCUCAGUGGAGAGGGAGCCUGUUCGCCCCGCCCCCUCAGUUGAGCGACAGGUCGUUCGCCCCGCCCCCUCAGUGGAGAGGGAGCCUGUUCGCCCCGCCCCCUCAGUUGAGCGACAGGUCGUUCACCCCGCCCCCUCAGUGGAGAGGGAGCCUGUUUGCCCCGCCCCCUCAGUUGAGCGACAGGUCAUUCGCCCAGCCCCCUCAGUGGAGAGGGAGCCUGUUUGCCCCGCCCCUGAGAUGGAUCGAAGAGAAGCUGGCCCCGCCCCUUCUGGGAUGAAGUCCCGCCUGCAGAGACUGGCUGAGCAGCGACACCACUGGGACAAUGAAGCUCCCUCUGACGGUGCCCAGGACAGCCCCCCUGCCCCCCUCUCCCCAGUGCAGGCACACAGACAGGAAGCGGUCGCAGCUGACCCCACCCCCGUCUCCACGGAGACGCCCGUGGGGAGGCGGGGCCGGCUGGCCAACCUCGCGGCCGUGAUUGGCUCCUGGGACGACGACCUCGCCCCCGCGGGCAGACACAAUGCACAAGGGCAGCCUGGUACCGUCUGCUCUUCCUCUCUGAGCUCCGCCGUGCCGACCGCCAAACCCAGCUCCGCCACCCAGCCCCACGCCCAGCCCCGACCCACACACCCCAGCACCAGCGCCGCCAGCCCCUCCCUGCAGCAGGUACCCCAGUCCCCUGUGAAGUCGGGCAGGGCGGGGCUGCCUGAGCCCAGGUGUGCCCCCCAGGUGAGGGUGGGCGUGUCCUCCAGCCCCCAGAAGAGCUUCCUGUCCAGCGGCCCUGCUGCAGUGCAUUCUGGGAGCCCCCAGAAAACCGCUCCCUCUCCAGCACCUUUGUCCCAGACUCGCCCAAAUAACCAGACCCCUGGCCGCCAGCUCGACCCGGGACCCCAACCCCGCUCCAGCGCCACCAGCGCCACCAGACCGCCGCUGUCCGUCACGCCUGCUGCCACGGCGACGGCCACACCCCUGCAAAAAGGAGGCGCAGCAACCCCCGGUGUGAAGUCCUUCCUGGAGCGUUUCGGGGAGCGGUGUCAGGAGCGUUCCUCCGGCAAGGGCUCCCCUGGCCCGGCCGACGCCUCGCCUGCCGUCGCCCCCGGCAACCGCCUGCUGCAGGAGCGCCUGCGCCACGCCCCCGUCGUCACGGCGACCGCCGACCUCGCCCUCAAGCAGAAACAGGAGCGGGAGAAAGAACUCGCCCAAAUCCGCGGCCGCUUCCAGAAGGGCAACGUGUGGAAGAGCAGCGACCGAGACGCCGCUAAGGAGCAGCAGUCCGUGGAGAUCAAAACCGUACAGUCGCCGGUUGAGGAGGAACCCACAGCGCCACCUGUGGACACUAGGAGCACUGCUUCUGAACCCAGCCCCAAAGAAGAACCUCAGGCUUUGGAGAGAGAAGAGUUUCCAAUGGAGAAGAGGGUUGAAGAGUCUAGUGAUGAUGAUGAGGAGAGAGAGGUGCAUGCUGCGGGCGAGGUUGUGCGCGAGAUCGAGAUGAACGUGGACGGGCAGAACAGCUCGGACGUCAUCGACCAGCUGUUCGAGGGAGUCCUGGAGGAGAGCAAGGAACGGAGGGAGGAGGAGGAGGAGGAGGAGGAGGAGGAGGAUGAUGAUGAAGAUCAAGAUCCCCUGAACAUCUCCUCCAUGUCCCUCCUGACUCCGCUGGCUGAGACGGUCGCUGCUGUGGUGAAGAGCCCCGAGAUCAAGCUGAUGACCUCCACCCCGGCCGGCUCCUUCUGUGAGAGCAGCCCCUCCGACAGCGCCUCCCGCCCCUCACGCUUCCAGAGAGCGCGCGUGCUCCACGCCCUCCAGGACCAGGGGGGCAGCGAGGAGCCAAACCUGCCCUACAGCAUCGAUGCGUACCGGUCCACCCGCAUCAAGGAGGCGGAGCGCCCUCACGUGCGUCAGGUGAUCGUCAGGAAGGAGGACGUCCCUCAGAAGGGGGAGGAGCCUGUGCGCCCGCCUCACAUCAACAUCAAGCAGAAGAUGAAGGUGCUGAGUAAUGAGAUGAACAUGCAGCAGACGGUGAUCCACCAGGCCAGCCAGGCGCUGAACUGCUGCACCGACCAGGAGCACGGCAAGGGCUCACAGGUGGAGGCUGAGGCAGAGAGACUGCUGCUCAUCGCCACUGAGAGGAGAUCCGCCCUGAAGGCGGAGCUUGACCGUCUGAAAGGGGAGGGCCCCGCGGGUCAGAGGAAAGGCUCCGCCCCCUCCAGAGCCCAGGAUGAUGACGGAGUCUCCGCCUCCAAGGGCUCGGUCACCCUGCAGGAGCUCCGCCUCCCCCUGAAGGCCGACUUCAUCUGCUCCGCUGCCAACAAACCAGAAACGGCCAACUACUACUUCUUCAUCAUGAUCCGGGCCGGAGCGGAGAACACCGUGGCCACGCCGCUCGCCAGCACGAGGAGUGCUCUGAGUGGAGACGCCCUCAGCUUCUCCACCAUGUUCAGCCUCCCAGAGGUGUCCAGUGACUUUGAGAUCGACGUGGAGGUUUACUGCCUGGUCCAGAAGAGGGAGCUGUGCUCCGACAAGAAGAAGAAGGCCAACAAAUCAAAGAUUCUGUGGCGGCAUGUUCAUCAGGUCCACGAGGCCUGCUUCUCGGCCAUCACUCCUAAACGGCUGCUCACCUCCAUCACAAAGAGCGGUCUGCAGACUCCAGUGAUGGCCAGCCCUGGGGGACCCAACGCUGUGCGCACCAGUAACUUCACCCUGCUGGGCUCCCACAAGCUCAGCCUGGCCUCCAUCGGCAAGAACAAGUUCCCCCUGGAGAAGAUGAAUGUUGCAGGAUUGGAGAUACAGCUUCUCAGUGACAUGUUUCAGUACAAGGUACCCUUCCUCUGCCCCCUGGAAGGACACGUGUACCUGAGACUGCAGUGUGAGGUGGGGUCCUGCAUCGAGGACAGGGGCUUCCUGACGAUGUUUGAGGACGUGAGUGGGUUUGGCGCUUGGCACAGGCGCUGGUGUGUGCUCUCCGGGUACUGCAUCUCCUACUGGACCUACCCCAACGACGAGAAAUGCAAGAACCCCAUUGGCCGGAUCAACCUGGCCAAUUGCACGAGCCGGAAGGUGGAGCCAGCCAAUCGGGAGUUCUGUGCCCGCCCAAACACGUUUGAGCUCAUCACGGUGCGGCCGCAGAGAGAGGAUGACAGGGAGACGCUGGUCAGCCGCUGCAAGAACACCAUGUGUGUCACCAAGAACUGGCUGAGCGCAGACACCAAGGCUGAGCGUAACCUGUGGAUGCAGAAGCUGAACCAGAUCCUGCUGGACCUGCGCAUGUGGCAGCCGGACUCCUGCUACCGGCCGCUGUGAGGGCGCCCCCUGGUGGCCCGGAGGCCCCGGCGCUCUCCGCUCCCUGCGGCCCUCACGCAGUGGCCCUGGCACUCGCAGGAGUUCACCACGGGCGCAAUAUCGGAUCAUCUGGAGCGAGUGUAUCGGAUGAUCUGGAGCGAGUGCACACGCCUAUUUUAAGAGCAUUGUUUUAAAAUGGACACUGAAAAUUCACUGAAACCGGGGGAAAUGUUAAUAAAGCCAUACCUGUUUUUUUAGACAUUUCAGUAUUUCAAGGGGACAUUUGUUAGGGUCCGUGUCCAUGUGUCUACCAGCUGUCAGCGGGAGCCCCCAGCCCUCAGACAUCCGCUCUUACUUUACACACUUAACACACACCUCUCGGGGACUCGUGGUCUUUUUCCAUUUUUACAUUUAAUUGAACGUUUUUCAACCUUUAUGGAACAUUUGCUGUCAGUUCGCUGUUUGGGCUCACGAAGCAGGCGUGGGCGACAGAUCGAAAGCGCGUCGAAUGCUUCAGGACCCGUCCUUAUCUAAAGGAUGCGUUUUCACAUCAGAUUUGAUUGGCGCGAUUUGCGAUCACUCAAGUGGACGUUAUGUGUAGGAGAAUAUCACCUUAUUGUUUGUUCCCCAGAUGUGUGGGGUGAGUUGGCACAUGUUGUGUAGGCUAUAGCCCCUCCGCUAAACUCCACACGUGUGGCGUAGUUAGAUUUCGCUGCGACAGAGGCUGCACACCAGCUUGGCCUUAAAUCAGUUCCGGGUCUUUUGGUUUUCAGGUUUCUAUGCGACUGCCCUAUUACAGCAGAGCUGAAUAUUUAACACGCUGGGCUGCUUUUUAUUUUUUAUUUUUUUUUAUUUAUUUUUUUUGCGCCAUUGGCACGCCAUGGUUUGAUCGUCCUGAUAAGCUGUGUACACUACUGCUAAGAGAGGCUUUUAUUUGUUUUUAUGUGUGUGUGUGUAUGCGUGUGACUGUUUUAAUGUCUAUAGUUAAUGGACUUUAUAUGGUUAAAGCUAACUAUCCUGGGAUAUAUCUGCUAAGCAACCUGCUUAAUUUAUGUUCAUAUAAAAUUACCCCAGUGAGCAGAGGGGGGUUAUGAUAUAUAAUCUUUAUGAAAGCACACUUUUAUUAAUGCGACGGUCUGUCGUUUAUCUACCCUAACAUGUUUCUGACAAUACUAACCCUUUUUAUAUCUGUGGUUGUUUACGUGUGUUGAUUGUAUGUGUUGAACGGCUAAGCGGGCGGGAUUGUUUUUGCCAGCGGACGGUGUCUUAUUGCAUUUCCGGGAAUGUUAGUGUGACUGUCCGGAGCACCGAAUGCGUCAUUUUAAAUUACUAAACGCUGCAGAAACCUCCUUCCUUCACAAUGAACACUCCAGAGUUACUCAGGCAGUUUUAUUUGGAAGAUUCUCCAAUAAAUGCCAAACGCUUUAACACCA